AUGGGGGAUGUGACCCGCCAGCAGCAGCGCGGGCAUGUGCUGCCACGAGAUGUGUUCAAGACGCUGGUUCGUUUGGAAGCCAAGGUCGACUGGCAAGUGUCUGAAGUCGACAUGGCGGACCAGCUCCAUCUUCCGCACUCGUACGUCGAUCCUGUCGUGACGCUGGCGUCCCAGUUCAAUGGCCCUGGUCCUGGCCAGUACGACCCCGCCAAUGCGUCCACGCUGGGACCCCACGCACACUCUGCCUCGUCACAUUCGACCACGCUCCCGACGUCGUCGUUCUCAACGACCACGAGACGUCAGCUCUUGUUUGAGCCUCAAUAUGUCAAGCCACACGAAACUUACCGCGAAGGACCGUUCAGCACUUCGCAAUCCACAUCCGCCCUUCCCCCCUCACUGUGGCCCCACAACAAGUACUCGGACCCCCGCCGCUGCAAAGCCACCACUCGACCUCUUCCUCGUCGACGGAAGAAUUCACUUCGCUCCACCAUGACCCCACUUCCUGAUCCCCCCCCUCCCUCACCCACGAAACCAAUCAAUGGGGACAGCGUAGCAUUUAGUUUCCCCCGAGGGCAUCGCACGGACUUGGUCUCGCACUCUACCCCCGUUGGAGUGAGCGCCGCUACGUACGACGCGCAGUCGACGUGGACCGAAGAGGUGGAACCGCCGCGAGUGGUGGUGGGGUUCCAGUCGUCGGUGGUUCGAGUACCGAGGUGGAUGCCGAAUCCGGACGUGCUGGCCCCAGCAGACCAAUACCGCAAGUGCGUCGUCGUGGAACGCCGACGACAGGUCUACCCACAAUCGAAUGGCGAUUCCAAUGCCCAUAGUAGUUUGGAUAGUGAUGGCCACGAGACCUCGCUUCAACGUGUGCCGGGAAAUACCUUUGAUCCGUUCCAGUGGCUUCGCAACCAGCCCGACGGACUGGACAAAGUGAAAGCCCUGAACGCGCGGCUCGUCGAGCUCACUACAAGCGACGCCCCCAACCAAUCCCGCAAUGUUGAUGCACCCCCAACGACAAAUGCAGCCGACUUCUCCGACAAGGGAGCUGCUGACGACUGUGUCGUCAAGCCCAUGGCUAUCACUGUGGUCCUUCCCGCGGGCCUCGCGCUGACGUACCGAGUACCGCCCACCCGAUCCGUGGCAAGUCUCAAGCACGCCAUUGCAAAGAAACUCACGACCAAACGGUCUCGAGAAACGAAGGACGUGCGUGACGACAUCGUCGUGCCAGGGAUGCUGACGCUGUACUUGAAAGGCCUAAAGCUGGUCGACACCAACGACUUGGGAGGGAGCGGCGUGCAGGAUCGAAGUAGCCUCGUGUACGUCGAGGGUCGACGCCUUGCCACGUACUAUGUGUUGCAGCACAUGCAUAACGCGAUACAUGUGCAGAUCCCGGAGACGGCGUUCAUCGACGAUGAAGGGGUGAUGGUGGACUGGUACUUUGUCAUGCAAUCAGAGCAGGUGGUGCGCAAGAAGAAGAAAAUUCAGCACACCAACGUCAUGUUGUUUGAGUUGCGGUUGCAAGAGCUGGCGGCGGCUCGUGGGGCGUCCGACUUGGCCGUGCUCUGGGACAAUCAGGUAGAGCUCUUAAACGAGGCGGCGCUGGAUGCGCUGGUGCGGACGCUGUGCCUUCGCGAGUCCAACAUGAUGGCACUGAACCCCAACUUGAGCAUUCCUCGCAAACACGGCCACGGACGAUUUUGUCUCCAGGAGUGUCACGCCCCGCGCGGCAACUGGCGGUACGUCGCGCGGUACCAUCAAAAGGCCGUCAACGUCAUUCAAACGCCCUACCUUCGAUCAAUGGAUAUCACUCGCAUCGGCCAAGACAAAGCUCCUGCCGAUAUCGAGGCCAUCCUUCGGCAGAACGACAUGACAGUGGAGUGGACGUUUGCUACACCUCAAGGCGGACGACGGGAAGUGCCGUUUUUGAUCGGUGCCCAACGUAUACGAGGGACGGACGGCGUUGUCGACACCGCGAAGUCCGAACCGUUCACGAGACUCAAGAGGGAGCUGGAAGAUCUGCGCCUGCCGGCUAAAUCGGACACUAGCGACGUAGCAGUGCACCCGCGCCAGGUGGUGUGUCGACACUGCCGAGAGCCCCGCGAAGUCGAGCUGAGCAAAGAGCUCGCGAAAACACACACGUUGCUACGGCAAGCGCUCACAAAUUUGCAACAUUCCCAAGAGCAGCUCGAGGCCGCUCGGGUCGAAGCAACUGGUCUCAAGAAGAAAGUGGCUGACUUGGAUGUGACCGUAUAUGAACUCCACAACCAACUCAAGCGAGAAGGCUCGCAAGCCAAGAGCACGAUCCAGUCUCUUCAGCUCCAGCUGGAUGCGCAAAUGACACAGGUGCAAGAUACCCAGGAAGGCAUCGCUCAAGCCCAAGUCGCCACCAGCGAAAUGGCGGCAGCUCUCGCCGAGGCUCAUCGGCAGCUUGCCCAAGUUCGCACUUCGGCGGACGAUCAAAUUAGUGCGCUAUACGAUGAGCUCAAACUAAUGGAGGGCGCGCUCAACGACCGGGACACCCGUGUGUGUACACGACAGACCCUGCGCGGCUUCGCUGUAACCAAAUCAAUGAUUCUUGACAUGUGUAGCUGAACCAAGCCAGCGCCCGCCUGCGAAAAAGAGACACGGAUCUCGACGAGGCUCGACGUCUGCGUGACUUCGUCUUCCACCGCCUCGCGGACAUGACGCAGCCAGGAGUGAACCCGCCCAAGCGAUGCGCCGGCGGCUUUGGGUCGUACCCUGUUCCUACGUCGGCCAACGUGGCAGAAGUGGUGAAGCGACUUGUAGAUACUAAACCGUCGUGGACGUUGCUGCCCACGCGCAGCUCCGUCGAUGUAAAUAAGACAUUGUAGUACAAGUGUACAUACAGCACCACCUCAAAUAAUACAACUAAUAUGUAAAGGG
Aphanomyces astaci is the source of this 2904-nucleotide messenger RNA. RefSeq lists its product as hypothetical. Bases 1 to 2592 code for a protein of 863 amino acids. The transcript is spliced from 14 exons. Lineage: Eukaryota; Oomycota; Saprolegniomycetes; Saprolegniales; Verrucalvaceae. The record is from RefSeq and is a predicted model, not a curated record.